GUCCAUCUUCUUCAUUGAUUUGUUACUCAAAAUCAGCAUUUUCUCAUGGAAACCAGCCAACAUUUGUUGGAGUUGGAGAUGCCUGUUGGGUAUAGAUUUGUGCCCACUGAUGAAGAGCUGGUCAAGUAUUAUCUGGCUAACAAAGUACUCUACAAACCUCUCCCGGUUAAGAUCAUCCGAGAAAUUGAUGCCCACGACCUCUAUAGCAAACAUCCCAAAUGUUUAGUGGGAAAUGGUACUUUUAAUGAUAAUGAAAGGGAAUGGCUUUUCUUCAUAUACAAAGAUGAAUAUUUUCUUGGGAAAACAAGAUCAACUCGGAUGGUUGGAAAUGGGAUCGGUUUCUGGAGAUUCAUUGGAGAAGAAGAACCAAUUCACAAUUCAGAAGGAGAUAUAUUUGCUUUCAAAAUUUAUUUGACUUAUUUUUUCAGUUUUCUCUUCAAUUUAUGCCCUACUCAUUUUCCUGCUGAUAGUAAGCUUGGUGUUUUUCGUCUUAUACAUUGUCAUCUAACCUAUAUUCUCAGGAUGGAGUUUGAAACCCUUCCAUGA
Molecule: messenger RNA, 546 nt
Organism: Coffea arabica (coffee)
Lineage: Eukaryota; Viridiplantae; Streptophyta; Magnoliopsida; Gentianales; Rubiaceae
Source: RefSeq, a predicted model, not a curated record